UGCUUUGUGAUCUACUGAAUCAUUUGUAGUGUUUUUCUUUCAAGUUUCAUUUUGACCUAUAUCUGUGUGAGAGAGAGGGUGCUACAUGCUUACUAUCUCAUAUUUCCAUCAGUUAUAUCAAGAAUAACGUCACACUCGAAUAUUACAGAGAACAAUAAAUGAGAGCGUAUGGUAGGGUAACCACAGGAAACUCCCGUGCUUCCUACGCACAAUUUGACUUUGUCAUGGUCCCUCAAUCCUAUAUAAACAAACCCAAAAUAGGGAAUUACAGCACAUUCUUACAGAGGCUUUGAAAUCAGUCAGUGUUCCUCCAGCAACAGCAAUCAUGAAAUGGACAAAACUCCACACAGUGUCUCUCUACACACUACUUGCAGUAAUAUUAUUAUGUUGUCUGCCAGACAUUGCUGAUUCAGGUUUAAUACAGGUCAUGGCUCCUAAAAUUAUUGAAGUGAGAAAUGCUACAUCAGGGAAAAAAUUAACAGUCUCCUGUAAAGUUGAUCCCGGAUUACUCCCAGAUGAAACUGUAGUGUACUGGUUGGUCAAUGACUCCUUUAUCGAGACGGCAUUUCCCAAAGGACGAGUGCACGUGGACACGAAUGACCACAAGAAGUAUAUCCAGAGUGAUCUGGUGUUUAAAUGCGUUUGUCCUCAAGAUUUUUGGAGCAAUUUUGCCUGUAUAGCUCUGAGUCCCACUGGAGUGGAUAAGAAAUCUAUACAACUGCCUGAAAUAAAAUUACAUGCAAAAUUACUGUGCAAGACCAGGACGGUCAGAAGAAUUCGAAACAACCAGAGCUGAGGAUGAUCUGAAAUCUACAUGUUUUUAGCUAAAGAAAAUGUUUUUAUUGAUGCUUGAAUGAUCAUGUUCUUAGGGAUGUCAACUUGACAUGUUAAUUUAGAUUAAGUUAUAUUAAAAAUAAAGUUCAACAUAAAAAAUGAAUUAUGCCUCCUGACCUGUAUGCAAAAAUAGGUCGGUAAUAGGCUUAUGUUCAAUGAUAUGGAGAUAAAACAAACCAUAUAGACUUAUUGACUCCUAAGCCACUUUUUAGAAUGGCUAUUCCAUGCUUUCAUUGGCUAUUAUGUAACGUCUUUGAAUUAUCUUCAUUUGGGGGCUUUUAAGCGAUACAUUUAAUUUAUCAGCAUGUCAUGUAAUUAAUUUGAUUAAAAUCUUUAGUCAGUUGACAACCCUAGUUUUCUGUAUUCUGUACAGUUUCUUUCUGUAACAUGUUAUGAAAAAGUUACUGUUUUGAAGAGUAAAAUUAAAAGGGAAAAACUA
Molecule: messenger RNA, 1273 nt
Organism: Myxocyprinus asiaticus (Chinese sucker)
Lineage: Eukaryota; Metazoa; Chordata; Actinopteri; Cypriniformes; Catostomidae
Product: interleukin-1 receptor type 2-like
Exons: 6
Coding region: 326-796 (156 amino acids)
Source: RefSeq, a predicted model, not a curated record